Molecule: messenger RNA, 1338 nt
Organism: Candidozyma auris
Lineage: Eukaryota; Fungi; Ascomycota; Pichiomycetes; Serinales; Metschnikowiaceae
Gene: ERG9
Product: bifunctional farnesyl-diphosphate farnesyltransferase/squalene synthase
Exons: 1
Coding region: 1-1338 (445 amino acids)
Biological process (GO): farnesyl diphosphate metabolic process; ergosterol biosynthetic process
Cellular component (GO): endoplasmic reticulum membrane
Molecular function (GO): squalene synthase [NAD(P)H] activity
Source: RefSeq, a predicted model, not a curated record
AUGGGAAAACUUCUUCAGUUGUUAGCACACCCCACAGAGCUCAAGGCCGUAGUGCAACUCAAAGUGUUCAAGGAAUCAGCUUUUCCUCACGAUCUCUCUGAGGCGCCCAAAUCAUUGGUGAGAUGUUACGAACUUUUGGACCACACAUCUCGUUCAUUUGCAGCAGUAAUCAAGGAGUUGCAUCCCGAAUUGAGAAACUCUACCAUGAUUUUCUACCUUGUCUUGAGAGCAUUGGACACCGUCGAGGACGACAUGACCAUCGAUCCGCUGGUAAAGGUGCCCUUGUUGAGGAGUUUCCAUGAGAAGCUUAAUACCAAAGAUUGGACGUUUACGGGAAGCGGGCCCAACGAGAAGGACAGAGCAGUGUUGGUGGAGUUUGACACAAUUCUAACCGAGUACCACAAGUUGAAGCCCGAGCACCAGGACAUUGUCAAGAAGAUCACGAGGAAAAUGGGCAACGGAAUGGCGGACUACAUUGUCGACGAGAACUUCAACACCAACGGUGUUGCCACCAUUGCCGACUUUGACUUGUAUUGUCAUUACGUAGCUGGAUUGGUGGGUGAAGGUUUGUCUGACUUGAUGGUGUUGGCUGGUUUUGCCGACUCACAGGUGCAGGCGGACGACUAUCAAUUGUCCGAGAGCAUGGGGUUGUUUUUACAAAAAACGAACAUUAUCAGAGACUAUCACGAAGACUUGGAAGACGGCCGUUCCUUCUAUCCGCGUGAGGUGUGGUCCAAGUACACGGAUGCAUUGCCUAACUUCAACAAGGUGGCCGAAGAAAAAGAGAAAGGUGUCCACUGUAUCAACGAAUUGGUGUUGAACGCCUUAGGCCACGUCACAGACGUUUUGACAUACUUAUCGUUAAUCACAGAAUCCACCAGUUUUAACUUUUGUGCUAUUCCACAAGUGAUGGCGGUCGCCACGUUGGCCGAAAUCUACAACAACAAGGAAGUGUUGGAGAAGAACGUCAAGAUCAGAAAGGGUACGACGUGCAAACUCAUUCUCAACUCAAGAACGCUUCCCGACGUGGUGAAGAUCUUCAGACACUACAUGCGGGUCAUCAACCACAAGCUGGACGUGAAGGACCCCAACUACCUCAAGAUCGGCAUCAAGCUCGGUGAGAUUGAGCAAUUCUGCGAGGAGAUGUACCCUAGCCCCGGCGCCAUUCCAGCGGGCGUGACCAAGACGCCCAAACCAAUUGCUGAAAAUAUCGUCAGACGCGGCGACUUUGACAUGAAGGUGGCCAAGCAGGUGAGCAGCGAGCGGGCCAUGUGUGACAUGUCGCUUGUGGCGCUUCUCGUGGCGGUGGUGAGCUUUGUGCGGUGGGUGGCUGCCUAG